Messenger RNA from Malania oleifera, 1728 nucleotides. Its product is annotated as DNA (cytosine-5)-methyltransferase DRM2-like. Gene Ontology annotation, molecular function: DNA (cytosine-5-)-methyltransferase activity. NCBI's taxonomy places the organism in Eukaryota, Viridiplantae, Streptophyta, Magnoliopsida, Santalales, Ximeniaceae. Gene Ontology annotation, cellular component: nucleus. The coding region runs from base 1 to 1728 and encodes 575 amino acids. The transcript has 7 exons. The record is from RefSeq and is a predicted model, not a curated record.
AUGUCCGGCAAUGGAGCGUGCCGGCGGGUUGAAGGUCAAGGACGAGAGCGCAAGUUAGGGCUCAUUGAAACUCUCACACACUACUUUACUCUUUUAGGCACUCACAGGAAUUCUCGUCCGUUGACGCCGAGUCUUCGAGCCUUCCAUGAGGGGACGUCCGGCGACGGAGCGUGCUUGCGGGAUGAAGGCCAUGCUGCUGGGCUUGUCAAUCAUUGUGGACUGCCAACUGGUUGUUUAACUGAUCAUGAGGAGAAAAAUUCUCCUCAAAACUAUCAACUUGUUUGUAUUGGUUCACGCCCUUCUGAACCUGAAAGCGGUUUUUCUAAUGACUUACUAGCUGUAGAUGGCUGUCCUCGAAGCAAGGAAAACAGUUCUCCAGAAAAGGAUGAGAAAGUGUUGCUUCUAGUGGAUAUGGGCUACCCAGCUGAGGUGGCUUCGAAAGCCAUUGACAUAUGUGGCGUAGAAGUCCCAGUGACAGAAUUGACAGAUUUUAUUUUUGCUACGCAAAUGUCGAAGGAAGCUGAAACGUAUCUUGGAGAAUUGCCCUGUGAAGAUGAGCCAAAGAAAGAUCACUCCGCGAAAAACAAGAGAAAAUAUCACAAAUGCGGAAGACAUGAGAGCAGAGAGCGCCGGGGCCGUGAGAAGAAGCGAGUACAGGAUGAAGACAUAGUUCAUCAUCUCCCAAAUCCAAUGGUAGGCUUCGGUAUUCCUGGUGAGCCCUGGCCUGCAGUCUCGAGAAAACUCCCAGAUGCUGCCACUGGUCCUCCAUAUUUUUAUUUCGAAGUACUGACUCACAGAAGACUAUGGAGCAAAGUGUCGCAGAUUUUUUUUGACAUUGGGCCAGAAUUUGUGGACUCCAAGUACUUCUGUGCAGCUGCAAGAAGAAGAGGUUAUGUUCAUAACCUUCCAAUCCAGAACAGAUGCCCUCUCCUGCCGCAACCGGCGCGCACCAUACAGGAAGCGCUGCCGGUAACCAAAACCUGGUGGCCUUCAUGGGACCCAAGAACACAGCUGAACAGCUUCCAGACAUGCGCCAGGGGUGGCAAACUCACCGACAGGAUACGGCGGGCGCUUGAGAAGUAUGAUGGCACUGAUCCUCCCACCCAUGUCCAAAAUCACGUGCUUAAUCAAUGUGAGAACUGGAACUUGGUUUGGAUCGGACGGAAUAAGGCUGCUCCCCUAGAACCAUACGAAGUGGAGGUGUUGCUAGGAUUCCCAGAAGACUACACCAGGGGUGGUGGCAUCUGUGUGACUGACAGAUACAAAUGCCUUGCCAACUCUUUUCAGGUUGACACAGUUGCUUAUCAUCUUUCAGUGUUGAAGUACAUUUUCCCUUGUGGGAUCAAUCUGUUUUCGCUUUUUCCUGGGAUCGGCGGGGCUGAAAAUGCGUUACACCGGCUUGGGGUUCUCUUGAAGAAUGUGGUAGUAGUUGAAACUUCGAAGACUAGCAGACUCGUUUUCCGCAGCUGGUGGGAACAAACGAAUCAGAAGGGUAACCUGGUUGACAUAGCUGAUGUGCAGGAAGUGACAUCUGCUAAGCUGGAGCAGUUGAUCACUUCGUUUGGCAGAUUUGAUCUUGUCAUUGGGGGGAGUCCAUGCGACGUCCUUGCAAGCAACAGCAACAGGCCGGCGAGCGAGAAUGGGGACGAGGGGGAGCACUCUACUAUAUUCUUUGAUUACUUUCGAAUUUUACGCCUAGCAAAGUCCAUGCUGAGGAAAAUUACAUAA